This is a messenger RNA of Acanthoscelides obtectus, 495 nucleotides long. NCBI's taxonomy places the organism in Eukaryota, Metazoa, Arthropoda, Insecta, Coleoptera, Chrysomelidae. The record is from the annotation of a GenBank genome assembly.
AUGGUUAAUUUGGAAUUACAAGGCGACAGUUUAAAUUUGAUUAAAACAAAGUCCAUCUUAUCAGCGUUUCUUGCCAGAGUUAAACUAAUGAAGCAAAAUAUUGGAUGGGGCGAAUUUUCUCAGUUCCCCAAUUUGUCACAGACAAGCUGCCAGGAAGACGACGUUUCAACUUACAUUCAACAUUUAAAUGCCUUCUAUUCAGAUUUUGAAUUUAGGUUUGAGGAUAUUUUGACUAUGGUAAUACCACCGUGGAUAAUUAAUCCAUAUGGUGACAUAGAAGAAACGAAUGUCAUAAUACAAGAGAAACUGACUGAACUAAGUACAAACGAAGAACUUAAGGUUCAGUUUAAAAACAGAUAUCAGCAAUUCUGGCUGCAAAACAACAUACCCGUUACUUAUCCCGUAUUAUGGAAUAUAGCAAGGAAAUUUUUAAUUUCCUUUCCAUCGUCAUACCUAGUGGAAAAAGCGGGUUCAGCGCUGUUACCAAUCUCCUAA